GCUAGACCAUUUUCAGCAUCAUCGCUUCAACAGCCAGCAACAGGUUCGCGUAUUUUAUAUUCGCUGCUGUGCGUAGUUUUGUUUUUAUUUUUCGUACGUCGAGUUGUAUUCUGGUUUAGAAGAAGCAGACCAAUUUUUCCAAAAUCAUAUCGCUACGAUGCUGAACAGAAAGUACGCUAUGGAUUAUACUAGAAAGCUCGCACUACUCCUCGUCCUGCCACUGAUCGCCGGCCAAGUCCUGCCAGAAAAACCAGCCGCCGAAGAAGCCCCAGCCAGCUACAAUUUCGAAUACCACGUCAACAAUCCGGAAACCGGGGACAUAAAAUCGCAAAACGAGAUCCGCGAGGGAGACGUCGUUCACGGUCAAUACGCUCUGGUCGAACCCGACGGCAGUGUGAGAUCGGUCGAGUACACCGCCGAUGACCAAAAUGGCUUCAGAGCUGUUGUGCACAGAUCAGGCGAACCAUCUGGAGCAAACGCUUUGCCCAAAGCACUCUUAUCCUCUCUAUCUUCCGAAUCACCUCAAACAUCUACCGAUGAAAUCCCCUACAUACCGGAAUUGGACUCGAACAAACAACCAGAUUUAUCGCCAGCGCCAGUGCCAGUGACCAGCGUACCUUCUACGACAGCAAAAGCUCCAGAAGUGAAAUCAGUAUCUAUUACUCCUAAAUCAUCUUCGUCUGUUUCCAGCGGCGUAUCGACCACUACCUUGAUUCCUCCAUUGGUCAAUCCUUACUUGUAUCCUUAUUAUAAAUACCCAGCUGCUGCUAAUCCCUUGGCUUUGUACAAUUUGUACAAGAAUCAUCCUCUUUACAAGUACUCUCUUUUGCAUCCGGCUCAUCCGGCUAAUCCUUUGUCGCCUUUACAUCCUGCUCAUCCGGCCAAUGCUCUGUCUCCGUUACAUCCUGCAGCUUUACCAUAUAGUGCUUUACAUCCAGCUUCACCUUACAGUGCGUUACAUCCGGCUCAUCCUUAUAGCGCAUUGCAUCCACUGUACAAUCCUUUGUACCAUGUCUAAGGUUACCUAUAUCUUACCCAAAGCGAUUCCUAAGAUACUCCCCCCUUAUCUCCUUAAAAUCUAAGUCAUAUUUAGCCAUAUUAUUUUCAUCUACUCGUAUCUUCAUUAGGGUAGAUAUUUUAUCAUUAUUUAGAAGCAUUUUUAUGUAAAAUUUCAACCAAAAAAAAAAAUACACGUUGAUGAUUUUGCAAACCA
Planococcus citri (citrus mealybug) is the source of this 1213-nucleotide messenger RNA. RefSeq names its product cuticle protein 8-like. The record is from RefSeq and is a predicted model, not a curated record. The transcript is spliced from 2 exons. Lineage: Eukaryota; Metazoa; Arthropoda; Insecta; Hemiptera; Pseudococcidae. Gene Ontology annotation, cellular component: extracellular matrix. The coding region runs from base 158 to 1018 and encodes 286 amino acids.